This is a messenger RNA of Amoebophrya sp. A25, 234 nucleotides long. Lineage: Eukaryota; Dinophyceae; Syndiniales; Amoebophryaceae. The record is from the annotation of a GenBank genome assembly.
GUGGAAGCUCCGCUUCGUCAACUGGUGCCGCAGGAACUGCCACAGGUUCGAGCGGAACUUCAUCCAGGGCUUCAAGAGUGCGCUCUAGGUCGCGAUCUCGUGGUAGAAUUGGAGGUAGCUCCAAAUAUUUCCCGACCGGAGCUUCCAGGACGGGCAGAGUGACUCCGUGUGGUGCAGCAGCAUGGGCUGGUCCUCCGAGAAGGAAUUCGGAGACCCCACCACCACCUACUAUCG